Molecule: messenger RNA, 1444 nt
Organism: Mycena citricolor
Lineage: Eukaryota; Fungi; Basidiomycota; Agaricomycetes; Agaricales; Mycenaceae
Source: the annotation of a GenBank genome assembly
GUGUAUUCGGCACAAAAGCAGGAUGAUCUCCUACAGGCUGUUGCUACAACUCUCCAAUCCACCCUUCACCUCAUGUCUACUCACCUUCUCGUGCUCGUGCACGGAAUGUGGGGAAACCCCAAUCAUCUCGCCGAGCUGCAUCGCAUAAUAACGGAAACACAUCCCGAGCUGCACGUUCUCGUAUCGAAGACCAACAGCGAAGAGAACACGUACGACGGAAUUGAUCUCGGCGCGGAGAGGGUCGCUCAAGAGAUCUACGAUGAAGUGGCCAAGUUGGAUGCAGAUGGCCGCAAAGUCAACCAGUUCUCCAUCACAGGUUACAGUUUGGGAGGUCUGGUAUCCCGCUAUGUUAUCGGCAUCUUGCGACAGCGAUCGUUUUUCGACCACAUAGCGCCAAUCAACUUCAACACCUUUGCGACUCCUCACAUCGGUCUGGUCCGAUAUGCGUCAUUUUUCUCGUCCAUGGCAUCGUUUUUGGGCCCGAAGCUUUUGUCUCGGACUGGUGAACAGUUCUACUGCGUGGAUAAAUGGUCAGCAAAAGGACGGCCUCUGCUUGAAGUCAUGGCCGAUCCAGACCGUAUCUUCUAUCAGGCCCUCGCUUCAUUCAAAAGCAUUCAGAUAUAUGCGAAUGCUUUGAACGAUAUGACCGUGCCUUACGUGACAGCGGCCAUUGACUUGCACGACCCUUUUGUAACGAUGACUGCCACAGGAUUGAACGUGCAAGUCGUACUAUCUUCAACCUUUCAAUCAUGUUCUGAUCAAGCUUAGAGAUCUGGAUGAAGAGUUUAGUCCACUCAUCAAGUCCUAUUCAACACCACUAGAACCUCCCGUUCUACCGUCGAAGCCUGUUGUCUUUUCUCCUGGUUGGUUCAAGUCUCUGAAAGCGCCCAUGCUCCCCCCAUUUUUACAAUUCCGAUUCCCUCUCAAUCUGCUUGUUUACACCUUACUUCCGCUGCUCAUUCCUACCUUCAUGACGCUGGCCCUGCUACGUCUGUCGCUCUCUGCGCGGUCAUCCCGGGCACGUAUCCGAUUGCUGGACAGCGACGAAAAGAACGUUUCUACGAGACUUGCUGCGGUCAUCGCUGAUCUGGAGCGCCAGAUGGAGGAUGCUGUGAUUGACUUGAUUGAAGAGCCAGAACCUGUGUCCACGAAGGAGUCAACUACAGGCUUGAAGGAGCAGCCAAAGCUGCUUCCAUCGCAGCGCCGCAUGGCACAACAGCUGAAUCAGCUGCCGAUACACAAAUACCGCGCAUUCUUUCCUACAGUCAGAAACAGCCACGCCGUGAUCAUAUCUCGUGAUGUUCGCAACUUUGAGUUCCACAAACAGGGGCAUGGGAUCAUUAGACAUUGGGCUACCACAUUUAUUCUCUAGAUCUAGAUUCUGUACAGCUACUAUCUUAUCUAAUUCGUAUACUGUACACUGCCACCGAUUGGCGGCUUUCCC